GUUUCAAUCUUUUGAAGUGCGCAACAGAGCCCAAUUGAUGGAAUUACUGAAUUGGAAGGGAAAAAUCAACUUUUAACACUGGAUUAAUUUGUAUGCUGGAAUAUAAAUCCUUAAGUCAGAUUUGGUGUUUUAUCCUUCCACAUUUAAUUCAUUUUUAAAAUUCUACACAGCUUUGCUUUUGAGCUUUAUAACGGUCUCUAAACCCGGGACAAGUCUAGUCUUUACGCAAAGUUUGCGCCAUGGCGAACUCGUGUCUCCAGUUGUGCGGCUGUCUCAUCAGCUGCCUCGGUUGGCUGUGCAUCGUGAUCGCGACAGCCACUAAUGACUGGGUGAAUAUGUGUAAAUACGGUUUGAACACCUGCAAAAAGAUGGAUGAGCUGGAAGCCAAGGGACCCUGGGCGGACUGUGUCAUUUCCACAGGACUCUACCACUGCGUCUCGCUAACUCAGAUUCUGGAGCUGCCAGCCUACAUCCAGACAACUCGUGCCCUGAUGAUCACAGGUUCGAUCCUGGGUCUCCCAGCAGUGGGAAUGCUCCUCUUGUCCAUGCCCUGCAUCAGCCUGGGCAGCGAACCCCAGAGCUCCAAGAACAAACGCACCAUCCUGGGAGGAGUCCUCAUACUCAUAGUUGCAAUGUGUGGUAUGGUGUCUACAGUGUGGUUUCCCAUCGGGGCCCACCAGCAGCAUGGCCUGAUGUCGUUCGGCUUCUCCCUCUACACGGGCUGGGUGGGCACCAUCUUCUCCCUACUGGGUGGGUCUAUCCUCACCUGUUGCUCCUCAGAGUCCUCGUCCCGCUCCUACCACGACAACAACCGCUUCUACUACUCCAAACAGGGAGGUGACAACCCGUCAGCCACCACCUCUGCCAAUCACGCAAAAAGUGCCCAUGUCUGAUAUGGGAGAGAUUCUUAAUCCCAAGCGGAUGUUUAGCGGACUGUAGUAUGUAUAUAGAGACAGAUACACACAAGCACACACACUCAAAUGAUCACAUAUAAUUACAGUUACAUGAAACCUUUACUGGAAGAGAAUGAAACACAUGCACACAAUCAUUCAUGUUGGUUUAUGUGCAGGAAAAUACACAAAUUCUUGAAUGAGAAAACAAAUAGUUCACACAUCCAAACACACAAAGACUGUUUUUGUUGGAGCUCCUUUUUAGCCAAUGGAUUGUUUUUGUAUCGCAGAGCUCAUCUUCCAGCCUCCUCAUGUUGGGCGUGGUAUGGACUCACCCUUUUGUUACAUACAGUACAGCUCCUGAGCUGCCUGCACAGCAGCUCGACGUCCUAAUCACCAUGGACUUGUGGACUGAGAUAUUGAUCUUUUAUAUUACUUAUAUUUUUCUAUGCAAAUGCUCAUAGAGCUUACGAGUGCCUUUGUUAAAAAAUGUGUUUUUAUAAAAUCAUAUGAAAUAAUGAUUUGUUAUUUUAAUAAGAGCAGGGUAUGAAAGUGUAAUGUUUGGAAAUGAAAAUUGGUUCACUAACAUUGUUUGUGUGCAUUGAUUUUUCUUCGACUGUAUUGUAUAACUCUCUAGUGCAUUUGCCUCUUGAGUGAUAGAUAUGAUUAUAAAACAUAGCACUGUUUUUCCUAGCCACUGCAGGAUGGGAACAUAAAUUUCACAGGAAAGCUCUAGCCAGCAGUGUUCUAGACUGUAUUAACACCAAAUGGUGCACUCUAUCAUUCGUGGCAGAAAGUUAUAUCUUGUGGUAUUUGUGCGCUCCUUUAAAGUCUUAGUAUGUGCACUGACUUGGCAAAACUGAUGAAUUACAAAGUACAAUAGCAUUUUUCUGAGACUAAUUUGCUUCUGUCUUAAGUUUGAAAUACAAGUGAGUGAUAAAAAAAGCAGUUUAUCCUGUAACUGUGGAAUUAUACAUUUCCAAUUAACAUCUUCACAUAGAAUAGCUCUUAAACAGAUCUGUAGCUUGAAGUGUUUUUACUAGUGUGUACAAAAAAAUCAAUGUUAUGUAGAUUAGCUUGUCUUAAAGGAAUGUGAUGACUUGAAUGCUCUAUAUCUCAAAAGUGCUCUGAACACAAACAAUCUGAUACAGUAUUAUCCAACCAGAGGGAAAUUGAUAUUUUCAGCUCAGAUCCUUGUGGAAGCAGUGUUAACUAUGAUUAUUUAUUGUUUCACUGAUGUGCUUUUGUUUGAUUUUCUAUAAUAAAGACAAAAUGAUUGAAA
This is a messenger RNA of Thunnus maccoyii (southern bluefin tuna), 2172 nucleotides long. It is a transcript of the gene cldn11a, whose product is annotated as claudin 11a. Gene Ontology annotation, molecular function: structural molecule activity. Lineage: Eukaryota; Metazoa; Chordata; Actinopteri; Scombriformes; Scombridae. Gene Ontology annotation, cellular component: bicellular tight junction; plasma membrane. The record is from RefSeq and is a predicted model, not a curated record. Bases 240 to 893 code for a protein of 217 amino acids. The transcript is spliced from 3 exons. Gene Ontology annotation, biological process: cell adhesion; bicellular tight junction assembly.